UUUUUGAUAACUAAUUUUUAUUUCUAUUUAUUUUAUUUUUUAUUAAACAUUUGACAUAAUAAAAUGUUGAGAUAUCGAGGUAAAAAGAAAGUGUUGGACAAAGUGAAAGAAUUGGACGCUUUCCCGAAAGUUCCUGAGGAGUAUGUGGACAGUACGCCGGUAGGCGGAACGUUUUCGGUCAUCACCUUUUUUAUUAUUCUCUGGCUAAUUUAUAGUGAAGUGACGUAUUAUUUGGAUAGUAAUUUAGUAUUUAAAUUUAUGCCCGAUACAGAUAUGGACGAAAAGUUACGAAUAAAUAUAGAUAUAACCGUCGCUAUGCCUUGUUCGAAUAUUGGCGCUGAUAUCCUAGACUCGACUUCUCAGAGCGUGUUUGGGUUCGGUGAGUUGCAAGAGGAGGAUACAUGGUUUGAAUUAACGCAGGAACAGCAGGAUGCGUUUGAUGCUAUAAAAUACUUGAACUCGUAUCUCAGAGAAGAAUAUCAUUCUAUUUGGAAGUUAUUGUGGAAGAAAGGACAUGGGUCUGUUCGUGCGACUGUGCCGCCAAGGAAAACGAAGCCUAAUCGGCGCGCGGAUGCCUGUAGACUGCACGGCGUUUUAAUCCUCAAUAAGGUCGCAGGUAACUUUCAUAUAACUGCAGGCAAAAGUUUGCAUCUACCACGAGGUCAUAUACAUUUGAACAUGUUGUUCGAUGACACACCCCAGAAUUUCAGUCACAGAAUAAACAGACUCAGUUUUGGGAGUCCUGCGUAUGGUAUAAUUUACCCAUUGGAGGGUGAUGAGAAAAUUACUACAGACGAGAAUAUGCUGUACCAGUAUUUCAUCGAAGUGGUACCUACAGAUAUCGAUACCACAUUUGAGUCAAUAAAGACAUACCAAUACUCAGUUAAAGAGUUAGAGCGUCCAAUAAGUCAUUCGAAAGGCUCACAUGGAGUGCCCGGGGUGUUCUUCAAGUAUGACAUGGCCGCUUUGAAGGUCAAAGUUUAUCAGGAGCGAGAGAAUCUUUUACAAUUUAUGUUAAGACUGUUUUCGAUAAUUGGUGGUAUAUAUAUAAUUAUAGGUUUCAUUAAUACAGUAGUUUUAACAAUACGGACACAUUUGUUUAAAAAAGUUGCACCUCAUGUGUUAUUACAAAAGCCAAAUGACUUUACAUCAAAGUCGAGUAAAACUAACCCUCUGUUGUUUACACCUGAGUUAAGUGUUCCUUUAGGUAUAGUGAAACAAUGAUAAUAAGUUUAGGUUAAGUUUUAAUGCAAUUUUGUAUUAUAAUGAGAUUUUAUUACUUUUUUAAUUAUACAUUUUAUGAAUCAAUAAAUUGUUAAGCCUUUGCACUUGUAGGUUCUACUUAUGUAGGGAAAUGUGAAUUG
Messenger RNA from Achroia grisella, 1364 nucleotides. Its product is annotated as endoplasmic reticulum-Golgi intermediate compartment protein 2. Gene Ontology annotation, cellular component: membrane; endoplasmic reticulum; COPII-coated ER to Golgi transport vesicle. Bases 64 to 1224 code for a protein of 386 amino acids. NCBI's taxonomy places the organism in Eukaryota, Metazoa, Arthropoda, Insecta, Lepidoptera, Pyralidae. Gene Ontology annotation, biological process: endoplasmic reticulum to Golgi vesicle-mediated transport; retrograde vesicle-mediated transport, Golgi to endoplasmic reticulum. The record is from RefSeq and is a predicted model, not a curated record. The transcript has a single exon.